Messenger RNA from Suillus fuscotomentosus, 1607 nucleotides. RefSeq lists its product as uncharacterized. The transcript is spliced from 5 exons. Lineage: Eukaryota; Fungi; Basidiomycota; Agaricomycetes; Boletales; Suillaceae. The record is from RefSeq and is a predicted model, not a curated record. The coding region runs from base 255 to 1259 and encodes 334 amino acids.
AUUCAUUCAUUGACGCGUUGCCGCUCAUACUCACUUGGUCACGUCUCCCAUAUAAAAACAACCAUUCCUUCUUUUCGAAGCUCAUUUUCCCGACCUGCAGAGGCGACUUGGCCACAGAUUAUCAUGGCACAACGAGAGGAUGACUCGGAAGAUGUGUCCUAUAAGCGAGCAGUCCAUCAGAGCGCUCUGAGUCGGCCUUCACGUCUGAGUAGUCAUGAGAAAUCCGGAAUAGCCUCAACCUUCACUGCUGUGAUAUGCGAUCCAACAAAGACCACAAGGCUAAACGCCCACGAGCCGAUAAGGCUCCUCUUCGCAAGCAUGAGCGGUUUUGGCUUGCAGACGGAAAUGCUAUAAUUGAACUUGACGGUAUAAACUUCAGGGUGCACCAAUCAUGGCUCACAAAGCAUUCAAAACGGAUUGCAGCCAUACUUCCCGACCAAGGAACGCAAGGCAGCAGACUCGAAGAGAUUACACUUGAUUUUUGUGGCGUGCUCAAAGCAAUAGAUUUUGAGGCACUGCUUUCAUUGUAUGAAAACCCUGGCGACUACCGCGAUUACAUUGAGACCCCAACACUGAUGUCUCUUAUCCGCGCAGCGGCGAUACUCGGUUUUGACAACGAUCGUACAUGGCUCGUGAGGGAGUUGGAAGCGCUUUGGCCGUCUAACCUUGGAGAGCUAUUUGUCAACCCAGAACCACGCCUCGAUGCUCCAGAGGUGGCUUGCCUUGCACGGACGUGUGACAUUGAUUCGCUGUUGAAGCCCGCGUUCUACGAUAUGGCAAGGGCACCUGGAUUCGGUCUGGACAGGCUGGAUGAAUCAGAGCAGAUCGGCCGUGCGGAUGUACUACGCCUUGUUCGGAUGAGAGAGUAUCUGAGCGGAAUGUGGGCUCAGGUAGCUGCACAUGAGGAUCCUACCUUUGUUUGCCAAAACCUCCAGGCUGCACCAUCUAGCAACGACGAAAGGCCCUCAGGUUUAUCUGCAAAUACCAACGGGAAGCCUGUACUUUGCCCUACCACCUCUGCUAUGGAUAGUCACUGCCUCUCGGCGACGGCACGUCGCGAGGCGUGGGUUCGGCUUGUUCACUACUCACAAAUUUUUGCCCAGUAUCGGUACGACCCACUGCGCGGACUGGCAGCGUUGAUAAACAUUUCGUGGACCAACGAAUGGUGCAGGGAUUGCGUGGAGAAAAGGAAGGCUGAUUGGCAUAAAAUGCAGAGGAGAAUCUGGGAGAUGGUUGGUGAGUAUUUGAGAGAAGAAUGACGAGUGGAUGCUACAGUAAGUUACCUCCCAUGAUUCGAAAUUUCGCGCAACCAAGAAACAUUUCUCGCUAAUGGUCUUGCUAGAGUUAUGGUGAAGUUCACCGGCUUUGUACUGGAAUUCGUGUCAGAAUAGAAAUAAUUUGGAUUGGUGUAAAGGCGUGCCAGAACUAAGUAUUUGUCGUACAAGAAGUUAGCUUCCAUUCCGUUACUUCAUUAGGUUCUCUGCUGUUAUUCAUAUAGCCUUUCUUUCCCCACCAUUUCAAACUGCUUGGUACAGUGCUGUCGACAGCAUUCACACUUUGGAACAUUUACUUUACCUGUGCUCUUUCAGCAUCUGGCCGUCAGGGUU